Molecule: messenger RNA, 2218 nt
Organism: Drosophila eugracilis
Lineage: Eukaryota; Metazoa; Arthropoda; Insecta; Diptera; Drosophilidae
Gene: Hexo2
Product: chitooligosaccharidolytic beta-N-acetylglucosaminidase
Exons: 3
Coding region: 244-2100 (618 amino acids)
Biological process (GO): carbohydrate metabolic process; ganglioside catabolic process; glycosaminoglycan metabolic process
Cellular component (GO): membrane
Molecular function (GO): beta-N-acetylhexosaminidase activity
Source: RefSeq, a predicted model, not a curated record
CUGCGCUGCAAGUGAAAAUUUCGCCGGAUUUAUUUUAUUCGUACUUCCCCGCGUCGCUUUUUCGAUUUCAGUUUCUCAGUUUUGUUGUGCUCGGCAAGCGGAGCGGGUGGUGUGGGCAGUAUAUACAAAAAACAGAAGAAAAGAUAAAAACAAAAAUAAAUAAAACACAAAAUACCGAAUACCAAAUACCAAAAAAUUUAUAAAAGCGGGCAGCGCAGGCGAGGAAGCCGUUAGAAAGGAACGAUGCGGUUCAGCGACUACAACCGUUAUCAGUGCUUUUGCUCCGCAUUAGCUUCGCUUCUGCUUUGCUUCGCUGUCGGCGCAGCGCUAACGCGGGCAGAUGACGCCGGCAGCGAUGUCGACAGUGGCAGUUCCAGCAGAAAAUGGCUAUGUAGUCGAACGGACAUCUGCACCUCGGAGGCGGAGAAGGUGGUCGGACUGCAGUAUGCACCGGAGGUAUUUGAGAGCCAACGGGAUUGUCGGUUGUCCUGUGGAAAGUACGGAGCCAUCUGGCCCAUGCCCACGGGCAGGGAGUGCACCAUUUCACACGGUCGAGUGCGAUUCGAUCCGUGGAAAGUGCGUUUCCAUGUGGUGGCACCUGGCGAGGCAGCCACCCAGUUCCUCAGAGAAACAAACCGCCUAUUCGUUUCGAAUUUACUUAAGGAAUGUACACGAAAUUGCACACUGGAGAAUAGCAAACAAAUCCUGGUCAGAUCGACGGUGGCUCACGAAAGUCUCGUCCUCGACUGGCCAACUGAUGAGAGUUACGCUUUGGUAGUGCGAACCACGGAUACGGCCACUUUUGUGGACAUUCAGGCUGUUACAGUUUAUGGAGCACGACAUGCCUUCGAGACCCUUAGCAAUUUGGUCACAGGCAGCCUAUCAAACGGUCUGCUAAUGGUUAAUACUGCCAAUAUCACCGAUCGUCCUGCAUUUCCACAUCGUGGAGUUCUUUUAGAUACGGCUAGGAAUUUUGUGCCCCUUAAGUUUAUCAGGAGCACCUUGGAUGCCAUGGCGACUAGUAAGAUGAAUGUGCUUCAUUGGCAUGUUGUGGACACACACAGUUUUCCGCUUGAAAUCACUAGAGUGCCGGAGAUGCAACGCUACGGAGCAUACUCCUCAUCCCAGACGUACUCGCGUCAGGAUGCCCUGAAUCUAGUGAAGUAUGCACGUCUGCGAGGCAUUCGUAUCCUAAUCGAGAUCGAUGGACCCUCGCAUGCGGGCAAUGGCUGGCAAUGGGGUCCAUCUGCUGGUCUUGGAAAUAUGUCCGUGUGUUUGAAUCAAUCACCCUGGAGAAGAUUCUGUGUGCAGCCCCCAUGUGGUCAGCUGAAUCCCCUAAAUGAUCACAUGUACGCCGUGCUAAAAGAGAUUUUCGAGGAUGUUGCGGAGGUGGGAGCGCCAGAGGAAACCCUACACAUGGGCGGAGAUGAGGUCUUUCUGCCCUGUUGGAAUAACACCGAUGAGAUCCGGGAGGGCAUGCAGGCACGUGGCUAUGAUCUCAGCGAGCAGAGUUUCCUCCGUCUGUGGUCGCAAUUUCAUCAGCGAAACCUCAAUGCCUGGGAUGAGAUCAACGAACGCAUGUAUCCGGGCAUCAAGGAGCCCAAGUCGGUGAUCAUCUGGUCCAGCCAUCUCACCAAUCCCAGGUAUAUCGAGACAUAUUUGCCAAAGGAACGGUUCAUUAUCCAAACAUGGGUGGAAUCGCAAGACGUUCUCAAUCGAGAGCUACUGCAGCGGGGCUACCGCUUAAUUGUGUCCACGAAGAAUGCCUGGUAUCUUGACCAUGGAUUCUGGGGCAGCACUUCGUACUACAACUGGCGAACUGUGUAUUCCAGUGGCAUGCCCGUUGGACGCAGUAAGGAUCAGGUUCUUGGAGGCGAGGUGUGCAUGUGGAGCGAGUAUGUGGAUCAGAACUCACUAGAGUCUCGCAUUUGGCCACGAGCUGGAGCAGCAGCAGAGCGUCUGUGGUCAAAUCCCAAAUCCUCAGCCAUGCUGGCUCAGAGAAGGUUCUAUCGCUAUCGAGAGCGACUACUGGCCCGAGGAAUCCAUGCGGAUGCCGUGACUCCGCACUGGUGCGUCCUACACGAAGGGCAGUGCCUAUGAAAACUGGUAGCUUCAAACUUAGUUUUAGCUCCCAGCACGACAGCACUGUGUACAUACCUUUCAGUCUAUGUUAUUCUAUUCAUCAGUUAUUGCCCAUAAAAAUUUGUUUUUAAUCCAA